GUGUUUUGUAUACUCAAGGUAUAGGAAGCAAAGAAUGGAGAGAGUUUGGAAGAACAGAAGUAAUUGAUAAUACGUUAAAUCCAGAUUUUGUAAGAAAAUUCAUAAUGGACUACUUUUUUGAAGAAAGAGAAAACCUACGAUUUGAUUUAUAUGAUGUUGAUUCAAAGAGCCCCAACCUAUCAAAGCAUGAUUUUUUGGGGCAAGUAUUCUGCACUCUUGGAGAGAUAGUUGGAUCACAGGGAAGUAGAUUGGAAAAGUCAAUAGCAGGAAUUCCAGGGAAGAAAUGUGGAACCAUCAUCCUGACCGCAGAGGAACUGGGCUGCUGCAGGGAUUCUGUACUGAUGCAAUUUUGUGCAAACAAAUUAGACAAGAAGGACUUCUUUGGAAAAUCUGAUCCAUUCCUAGUAUUUUACAGAAGCAAUGAAGAUGGCAGUUUUACAAUUUGUCACAAGACAGAAGUUAUAAAAAAUACACUAAAUCCAGUAUGGCAGGCAUUCAAGAUCUCUGUCAGAGCACUCUGUAAUGGAGACUAUGACAGAACAAUUAAGAUAGAGGUGUAUGAUUGGGAUAGAGAUGGAAGCCAUGAUUUCAUCGGAGAAUUCACAACAAGUUAUAGAGAAUUGUCUAGAGGGCAAUCACAGUUCAAUGUAUAUGAGGUGAUAAAUCCAAAGAAAAAAGGGAAAAAGAAAAAGUAUAUUAAUUCUGGAACAGUAACAUUGCUUUCCUUCCUAAUCGAAACAGAAGUUUCAUUUCUUGAUUAUAUUAAAGGCGGGACCCAAAUCAAUUUCACAGUAGCUAUUGAUUUCACAGCCUCAAAUGGUAACCCUUCACAGCCCACUUCACUGCACUAUAUGAACCCAUACCAACUGAAUGCCUAUGGCAUGGCACUGAAGGCAGUAGGUGAAAUCAUUCAAGACUACGAUACUGACAAAAUGUUUCCAGCUCUUGGUUUUGGGGCUAGGCUGCCUCCAGAUGGAAGGGUAUCCCAUGAAUUUGCUCUGAAUGGAAACCCUCAAAAUCCCUACUGUCAUGGAAUUGAUGGUGUGAUGGAAGCAUAUUACAGGAGUCUAAAAUCUGUACAGCUUUAUGGACCAACAAAUUUUGCUCCCGUAAUUAAUCAUGUAGCAAGAUAUGCUUCUUCAGUAAAAGAUGGCUCCCAGUAUUUUGUUCUUCUCAUAAUUACAGAUGGAGUUAUUUCAGACAUGGCUCAAACUAAAGAGUCCAUAGUUAACGCCUCAAAGCUUCCGAUGUCAAUAAUUAUAGUGGGGGUAGGACCAGCAGAGUUUGAUGCUAUGGAAGAAUUGGAUGGUGAUGCAAUCAGAAUUUCCUCAAGAGGAAAAUAUGCAGAAAGGGAUAUUGUGCAGUUUGUGCCAUUCCGGGAUUAUGUCGACAGAAGUGGAAACCACGUAUUAAGUAUGGCCAGACUUGCUAAAGAUGUCUUAGCUGAGGUCCCAGACCAGUUUCUCUCCUACAUGAGGGUCAGAGGAAUCAAGCCGUCACCUGCACCACCUCCAUAUACACCCCCUAUUCACAUGUUACAGACUCAAAUAUGACUGCUCCAAAUACUCAACAUUUAUUACAAACCAUGUAGAGCUGUUGAGUCAGAGUUUCAGUCUUGGUGCACUUCAAGCAACCAGUGAAUUAUUACUAUUGUCUCUGGAUGCAGUAGUAGCUUGUGAUGGGUUCCUGGAGCAAAAGAAAUUUUCUUCAUAUACCAAAAUACUCAAUAUGGUUGCAUGAGCAACUGAAAAGCUUUUAAAUGCUAGGAUCAAAAUGUUGAUGUUCUUUCUGAGUCUUAUUUUUUUCUGACAGAAAAGAUACUUUUUCAUUUAUUCGUUCGGGGAAAGCACAAGUCAGUUUCAACUCAGAAGAUAUUGUCCUCCCUGACUACUGUGUGUUUAUAACUGGAAUGCAAUUCCUCUGUAUCAAUGUUUACAUGUUACUACUUUUUAAAUUUCAGUACUUUUAUAAUUCUUCUUAAGAAUAAAAGUUUGGAAUAUUGAAUCAUUGUCUUCUAGCCUGCAAUAGCUAUAGCCACAAGGGAAGCAAUAUCUCUUUGAAUGAUUAUCCAAACAAAUACAAGAGAAUAUCUGUGAAAAGGACAGAUUACAUGCAUGCUUUCUCAGUAAUUGAAUGGCCUUUCUUUUUAGUGUUGAGUAAUCAAUUCAUUUAUCACAAUUUAAAACAGCAUUUGAAAAUAAGUUCUCAAGAUAUGACUAUUGAAAUUGUAUUUGACUUACCAGUAAUGCCAAACCUCAAGAAGAGGCAUAUGUAUUUUUCAGAGAUGCUCUAAUUUAUAAAUUUACGUAAGUUUACAUUUUAUAAACUGGUAAUGAUAACAUGCGUAAAAAAUGAGAACUAUUACAUACUAUAAUUAAAGAAAAUUACCUCAAGUCAAACAUUUUCAAGUCCCAUAGUUGGCUGACUUAAGUUUAUUAGGAUCAUAUCAUAUUAUAUUUAAGAGCAUUAGCACUUUUGUAUCAUAUAGAUCUUUUCAAGUGAUUACACCAGAAAUUUUAUAAUUAACCAUUUUAAAGCUAUUUAAAAUGCAUCGGUGUCACCAUUGUGUAGAUUACCCAUUCAAAGGGAUGCUGGCUCUUAAUGCUAAGUCCACUGAUGUCAACUAAUCACACUGCCAUUCUGGGUAAUCAGUUAUAAUACUUCAUGAAUUAACUAGUUUCAAAAUGGCAUGGCCAUGUUGCUUUGUGCACAACAACUUUGUGUACUGGACUACCCAAAUAUUUUAUUAUAUGCUUGUUCAUAUCUAAUUAUAAAAUGUUUUUGCAUGUACAGUUUUUACAGAAAAUACACAGUUUGAGUUUGUGUCAGACAUGUUUUAUUUAGAACAAAUGGCCUUAAAUCUCACAGAAUUCUUGGAAAUGAUUGUGAAUUGCCUUCAAACACUGUUAAACUGAAAAAAAGUUUUAUUUUUUGUGUCAGUAUGGUAACUGCCUUGUAAUGUAACUUUUUUCUUUGCAUAUAACCAGUUUACUACCUUGUUCAUUACUAUUCUAUGUUGUACUGUACAGUAUCAAAUUAAGGUGCAUUUUUUUAAGCAUGCAAAGAGGUUUUUUUGCUGGAAAACAUAUCUGCAGUAUCAAUGGCAUAUAACUGUAAAUGCAGAAUCUUCCAUUUUUAAAUGUAUUAAAACUCCUUAAAAUGAA
Messenger RNA from Gavialis gangeticus (Gharial), 3164 nucleotides. RefSeq names its product copine 8 (gene CPNE8). Gene Ontology annotation, cellular component: plasma membrane. Gene Ontology annotation, biological process: cellular response to calcium ion. Bases 105 to 1553 code for a protein of 482 amino acids. Gene Ontology annotation, molecular function: calcium-dependent phospholipid binding. The transcript is spliced from 18 exons. Lineage: Eukaryota; Metazoa; Chordata; Crocodylia; Gavialidae. The record is from RefSeq and is a predicted model, not a curated record.